Messenger RNA from Pleurotus ostreatus (oyster mushroom), 411 nucleotides. RefSeq lists its product as uncharacterized. The transcript has 3 exons. The record is from RefSeq and is a predicted model, not a curated record. Lineage: Eukaryota; Fungi; Basidiomycota; Agaricomycetes; Agaricales; Pleurotaceae. Bases 1 to 411 code for a protein of 136 amino acids.
AUGGCUCCGGCAGCACCAGGAGAACCUGGAGAAGGUCACAAGCCGCAGCCUCUGGGCGGGAACAUGCCCAUGAUCUUCCUAUUCACGACAUGCACGCUGUGCGCACUAUUUCUCCUGUGGAGACGCGCCGAGACGCUACGGAAUAUCGUCUCGCAGGCCCUUCAUUUAAAGACAUGGUCAAAUUCAGAGGGCAAUAUCAGGCUCAGUGAAGACGACGGGCCGUCCUCGAGGGAGUUCCUGGAUAAUGACGACGACGACGAUGCUCCUGUGCUGGACCUGACGGACUCACGCUCGCUGAUGGACGUGUCGUCGGAGGCGCGAUUAGCAUUUUCUGAUUCGCCACCACGGAGCCCGCCCCCACUGCCGAUUCCAGCCUCGUUGCCAACUGCAACUAGCGGAGCGAAUAUAUAA